CCCCAUUCAUCCCCAUCAUCGGCCUCCGAUCCGCACUGAGCAUGCGCAGAGCGAUGGGAGGGGGGGCGCUCCGUUGCCAUGGAGACGCGCUGAGGGCGUUGCUAUGGAGACGCCGGCGGAAGCCACGCCCCCUCCCUCCCGGCCACGCCCCCUCCGCGCGUUGCCCUGGCGACAGGGGGCGUGUCCCGCUCGUCCCCUCCCCUCCCUCCCCUCCAACCAAUCAGCGCCCUCCCCUUCGCCCCGCCCCUCGCUCUGAUUGGCCGAGCCCUCCCUUCGGCCCCGCCCACCCGUCUCCCCUCAGCGCUCCGCCGCCAUUUUGGCCGGGCGGGGGAGCGGUUGCGGCCUAUGCUCCUCUCCGAGGCCUGGGGUGGUUAUGGGGCAGCCCCAUAGAUUCUGUGGGUCCCGUCGGUCGCACGAUGCCGCUCGGACCCAUUGACGACAAUGGGGCCGCGUUGUUCGUGAAGGAGGAUCCCGAGAAGCGCUUCGGGGACCUGCGGGAGAUCGGGCACGGCAGCUUCGGGGCCGUCUACUACGCCCGGGACCUGCGCACAGCUGAGGUUGUGGCCAUCAAGAGGAUGAACUACAGCGGCAAACAGGCCAAUGAGAAGUGGCUGGACAUCGUCAAGGAGGUGUCUCUGCUGCGGCGCCUGCAUCACCCCAACACUGUCCAGUACAGGGGCUGCUUCCUAUGGGGCCGCACAGCCUGGCUGGUGAUGGAGCAUUGCGUGGGCUCGGCCUCGGACCUGCUGGAGGAGCACCAGCAGCCGCUGCAGGAGCUGGAGAUCGCGGCCAUCGUCCAUGGGGCGCUGCAGGGGCUGCAAUACCUGCACAUGCACAGCGUCAUCCACAGGGACGUGAAGGCCGGAAACAUCCUCCUGACUGGGCCUGGACUGGUCAAACUGGGAGACUUUGGCUCCGCCUCCACCUCGGCCCCAGCCAACUCCUUCGUGGGGACGCCAUAUUGGAUGGCGCCGGAAGUGAUCCUGGCCAUGGACGAGGGCCUCUACGAUGGCAAAGCCGACGUGUGGUCCUUGGGCAUCACCUGCAUUGAGCUGGCGGAGCGGAGGCCGCCCCUGUUCAACCUGAACGCCAUGAGCGCCCUGUACCGCAUCGCGCAGGAGCCGGCCCCGAUGCUGCAGCCCAGGCACUGGUCCGACUCCUUCCGCUCCUUCGUCUCCUCCUGCCUGCAGAAGGCGCCAUUGGCCCGGCCCAGCUCUGACGUCAUCGCGCAGCACGUGUUCGUGGCGCGGGUGCUGCCCACGUGGGUGCUGCCGGAGCUGCUGCGGCGCUGCCGGGAGCCGGCCUGGAGACAGCCCCAUGGCUCCAGCUCCAGCUCCAGCCUGGACCAGGACGAGGAUGAGGAGGAGGAUGAAGCUUCCCCAUUGGCCGAGCAGGACUCAGGCUCCGCCCCCAGCUCCAGCGCCGACCAAUCAGCUGAGCAUUCCAGAGGCCGGGAAUGGCGGCAGCCGGAGCACCAGUGUUCCCAGUAUAGAGACCAGUGUUCCCAGUAUAGAGACCAGUGUUCCCAGUACACAGACCAGUGUUCCCAGUAUAGAGACCAGAGCCCCCAGUAUAGAGACCAGUGUUCCCAGUAUAGAGACCAGUGUUCCCAGUACACAGACCAGUGCCACCAGUAUAGAGACCAGAGCCCCCAGUAUAGAGACCAGAGCCCCCAAUAUAGAGACCAGUGCCACCAGUAUACAGAUCACAGCCCCCAGUAUAGAGACAACAGCCCCCAGUCCACAGACCAGUGUUCCCAGUAUAAAGACCAGUGCUCCCAGUAUAGAGACCAGUGCCCCCCCUUUACCCCCUCC
This is a messenger RNA of Melopsittacus undulatus (budgerigar), 1814 nucleotides long. Its product is annotated as serine/threonine-protein kinase TAO2-like. Gene Ontology annotation, cellular component: cytoplasm. The annotation marks the transcript as partial. The record is from RefSeq and is a predicted model, not a curated record. Gene Ontology annotation, molecular function: ATP binding; protein serine/threonine kinase activity. NCBI's taxonomy places the organism in Eukaryota, Metazoa, Chordata, Aves, Psittaciformes, Psittaculidae. Gene Ontology annotation, biological process: protein phosphorylation. The transcript has 12 exons.